UAAAAAGAAAACUUAUACGAGUAUUCAAGAAUCAAGAUUGUCAUCGUUCAGCCCUUCCCCAGUUUCGCUGCCCCAAUUUCCGCUUAUAUACUGUGCCGCCUGUGCGCACACGGUAUACUCCGUUUCCGUAUCAGCCCCAACUCUUGAAGUGAAGGAGGAUCGGACAUCGCGACACCGCCUGUCGCGGCAUAUACUGCUACUGCCGCAGCGCGGGACUCCAAGUUAGAGUCAUUCAAAGCUUUGCUGCACGGUUGUAUGCAUCUCAGGAACUGAUAACAUAUCCCUGAGCUGAUAUGGGUUUUGAUAUUGAGUGCAUAAUUGACAUCCACAAUUAUCCUGGGGAAUAUUUCUGUCCAGUUUGCCGCACUCUCGUAUACCCAAAUGAAGCACUUCAGUCUCAAUGCACUCAUCUCUAUUGCAAAGCUUGUUUGGCACAUGUUUCCAAUGGGGACAAGGCAUGUCCAUAUGAUGGGUAUUUAGUGCUUGAAGCACAUUCCAAGCCUCUUAUUGAAACGAACAAAAUUCUUGCCGAGACCAUUGGCAAAGUCAAAGUGCGCUGUCUGUUUCAUAAAAGUGGAUGUACAUGGGAAGGGAUUUUAUCUGAAUGUACCUCACAUUGUCCUGGAUGUGCUUAUGGGAAUUCCCCAGUUAUAUGCAACAGGUGUGGAGUGCAAAUUGUGCAUCGGCAAGUGCAUGAACAUGCUCAGACUUGUGCAGGUGUGUAUCCAUCACAGCAGGCUGUAGAAGUUAAUCCUAACUCUCAAUCUGGAGCACCAGCUACUGCUGCUGCUGCUGCUGCAGGUACUGACCAGAAUAAACAAGUUGCUCAACCUAACUCACAAGCUUCACAGGUUCAGAAUCCGCAGAUUAGCGCUGCUCCUUCACUUCCUGGUCAAGAUCUCAACCAGCAAACUAAUGUCAAUUCUCAAGCCCCAACUGCUGUGGCUACUCCUGAACAGUGGUACCAACAACAGUAUCAGCAAUACUAUCAGCAGUAUGCUGGAUACGACCCUUAUCAGCAGUCUUAUCAACAGUACUAUCCCUACCAACAACAGGGUGUGCAGCAAUAUCAACAACACCCACCACAUGUACAAGGACAAACACAGCCUCAAGUCUACGGCCAACCUCAGCUCCAGGCUCAACCACAAUCUUAUCCCCAGGUGCAACCUCAAUCAUCGACUCAAUCUCAGCCUCAAGCCCAAGUUCCACCACAAGCGCAGGUCCAACCACAUAUUCAACCCUUGGCCACACAACACCAGAACCAAAGUCAAGUCAACCAACAACAAUUAUUUCAGCCUCCUGUACAAUCUCAUGCACAAGUUCCUCCACAAUCAUAUCCACCCCCUCAUGGUCAGACCCCACAGCUUUAUCCAGUGCAGCCACAUCCACAAGGAUUGCAACAUAUGCAAGCCCAUCCUUACCAGCAGCCUUCUGCAAAUUUGCAUAAUGCACAGCCACCUAUGGCAUUACCACAGCAAAGUCCUCAAGUCCAACCGCAAGUAAGCAUGCACCCCCCUCAGUCUAGCCAGCCUGCUGCUGCUCCCAUAGUCCAGCCUCAGAACCCACUUCAACCUCAUGCACUCACAGGACACCAGUCCUACCCACAAUCUCAACUUCAAAUGCCUGUGAGGUCUGGCGCAAGUGGGCCUUUCCCUUCUGCCCACACCCAAAGUCAGGUUCUGCAGCAGCAGCAACCUAUGAUGCGCCCUCCGCAUGCUCCCAUUGCCAAUCAACAACAGGUUACGCUGACUUCUCAAGGUCAAUUCGUUUCUCAGCAAUCCUUGCUCCCCCCAAAUGCUCAAUACAAUGGCCUUCCAGUUCAGUCACGUCCUCCUCAAGCAACUCAACUACCGGUGUCUCAGCAGUAUCCCCAGCAGCCAUUUGUGGGUGCAUUCCCUAGCCAGUCACAACAGCAAGGUCCCUCUGUGCAGCAACAGCCGUCUUACAUACAUCCACCUGGUCCUCCUCAUAUGGCACCUCAAACAGCUCAAAGUUUUCAUGCCCCUGUCCAAUCACAGCCAAGUGUUGUGUUAGGUCCUGGCAUGCACCCUCAACCAUCUCAAAAUUAUUUUGGAAAAGCAAUGCCUCCUGCAUCCAGUGGAUCUGGUGCUGCACAUCCAGUUCUAGCAGUGCAACAUGGCUCAAACCAACCACCUAAUGGUCAUUAUUUAAACUCUGUGAACAACCAACUGCAAGCUUCUAUAGAUAAAAAAAAAUCUGUAGCACACGAGGGCCAAGUUGACCCCACAUGCACAAAACUUGAACACAAAGCAAAAGCUACAAUAACUUCUCAAAACAGUGCUGGCAAGGAGGGCAGUGUGCUUGGAACUGAAUCUUUUGAAACGAAUGCUGUAAAACUGGAAACAGGCAUGAGCAGUGAACAAGAUACCACAAUGGAGUUUGCGAGAAGCAACCACACUGAUAAAGGCAAUUCUAAUGACCCUGCAAUGAAGCAAGCUGUUAAGGAGGAGCAUAGUGGGAAUGCUGCAGAGUUGUCAUCUGGUGCCAAAUCAGCUCAUACUGACGGUUUGAUAGACAGAGCCUCUGGUAGAUUGCCUGGUAAUUUUUAUCCCCAUACAGGCUUUGAAGUUUCAUCUAACACUUCUCAGGGAUUUCCUUCAAGUGCUUUGCCUUUUGGUUCAGCUGGUAUGGGAAGAGCACCACUAUCUGGACCUGAAGGCCACUUUGCCUCCCAUCAUACUCCUUUGAAUGUCAAUGAAAGUCACUUUGGGCAGCAGCACCCAACUAAUCGAAUGGAAGCUGAAAUGUUCCAUAACAGAAGGAUGAAUGGAAUUGAUAGAGGUCUGCCAUAUCACACUGAACAUUCUCAUGAUGAAAGGUUGAAAGUCUCAGGUGUGGAUCAUUUGGGAACUUUUCCAGGAGAACCUCGUUGGCCUCUUGAUCAAGCUGGACCUGGUCCAUUUGACAAGGGGCCUCAUGGAUUUAACUAUGAUGGUAAUGCUCUUGCUCCAUCAAGAUUUUUGCCACCAUAUCAUCCUCCUGGUGCCCCAUUCAAUAUUGGUGGUGCAGAGAGAGAAUUGCGGCUCAGUCUGCUUAAUGACGAGAGACGAAAUGCUGAUUUUGUCCACAGGCAUACUGAUUUUGUUGGACCAGGACAUGGAUUUGGUCCUGAACACAUGGAUCGCUUUGCUCCUAGGAGUCCUCCCAGAGAAUACUUUGGCAACCCACCCCGUGGAUUUCUUCCUCAUGGUCCUGCCGGUUUUGAUGAUCUUGAUGGCAGAGAAGCACACAUGUUUCCUGGAGGGUCUAGACCUUUCAGACAUCCUCCUAAUCCAGUUAGGAACUCAUUUCAUGAUGACGGGUUCCUUCCUUUGCAUCGCCACCCACGAGGAGACAUGGUGGGCGAGCAUAUGGUACCUAGACAUUUGAGAGGGAUCGAUCCUUUGGGACGUCGAACUUUGCACGUUGGAGAACCUGCUGGUUUUGGUCCGUUUUCAGGGCCUGGUAGUUUGCCGCAUCUACCUUUUGGUGAAUCAUUUGGAGGGAACAAGCCAGCUUUUCCGCGUCCUGGGGAGCCUGGUUUUAGGAGCAGAUAUUCUCUACAAGGAGUUUCCAAUGAAGAAACUUUUAUGGGUGAUGCUGACUCCUUCGAUAGAACAAGGAAUAGGAUCUCACUGAGUAUGGGCUGGUGUCGCAUUUGCAAGGUUGAUUGUGAAACCAUGGAGGGCUUGGAUAUGCAUUCACAAACAAGAGAGCACCAAAAUAUGGCUAUGGAUAUGGUUAGAAGUAUCAAGGAACAAAACAAAAAGAGACAAAAGAGUAACACAGCAGUUGAAGAGGAAGGGAAGAUUAGAAAUGCUGCUUUUGAGGGUGGUGCUAACAAACCUUGAGUCCUGCAGAAUAUUGCAAGGAUUAGAAGGUGGAUGCCUUCUUCGGGAUAUGGUUUUCGGAAGUUGGAAGCCAAAUUCUGUUGCAAAAAGAGAGAGGAUGCUUUCCCCAGAGAAAAUUGACAUUUUUGUUGGAUGGCCAGGAUAUGUUUGAUGCACACUUUUAUUCAACUGGUGCAGGAUGAGAUUUUUAAAUUGUCUUGGAGGAUUGUAACACUCCAAGUGUCCUAGGAAAUUCAGGUUAGUGAAAACAUCCAUAAGCAUUUGAAGUUUGAAAUAUAUCUAUUUCCUUUGCAAGUUCUUUGUAGGAUGUGAGAAGACAAUAUUUGUGAAUUUGUGAUGCACCAUUUGGUUCUCAGCUUUCCUUUGCGAGGUGUCAUCACCAGGGCAAUCUCGUCUUUGUCUAUUUAAUUUUCUGUCUGGGCAUUUUGUUUUGCUAAAAUUGUAAGCUGGGCUAAAGUCAUUGUUUUCUGGCCUGUAGACUAAACUUUAUCUUAAUAAAAUUCCGAGUAAUUCUCACGC
Messenger RNA from Cuscuta europaea, 4370 nucleotides. The record is from the annotation of a GenBank genome assembly. Lineage: Eukaryota; Viridiplantae; Streptophyta; Magnoliopsida; Solanales; Convolvulaceae.